Cutaneotrichosporon oleaginosum is the source of this 1542-nucleotide messenger RNA. RefSeq lists its product as uncharacterized. The record is from RefSeq and is a predicted model, not a curated record. Lineage: Eukaryota; Fungi; Basidiomycota; Tremellomycetes; Trichosporonales; Trichosporonaceae.
AUGUCACCGCCGCCCUCGGCACCCGGCGCGUUUCCAGUGUCCAGAGCCCCGCCCUCUCCACGCUCGCCGCUCUCUCCACUCGCUCGCUCGCUUGCUGACCUGCCCCCUCCCCCUGUACCGCCUGUCUUCCGCAGUCCCUCCCUCCCCCCCUCUGUCGCCGCCUCCACCUCCACCACAGCCGCGGACGAGGGCUCGGACAGCUCGGCCUCUACGGCUGCCCGCCUCAGCACGCCGAGGAAGCGCUUCAUAGUGCGCUCGCGCGCACGGCCAGCCCCAUCACCUCGUCGGCGGAAGAAGGAGCGCGAAGAAGAAUGGGAAGAUGUGCGCCCCGGCAUGUCUGCCACCCUCUCCUACCUUCUCGCGCCCCUACGCCUGUUUCUCACUCCGGUGCAAAUGAUCCUUACUCCUGUUCUAUGGCACAUCCUCAACAUCGCCAUCAUGGUGUGCCUCGUCGCGCUCGCGUUCUUCCUCGCCCAGGCGUGGCUCCGCCGUGCACUGGCAGCCAUGUUCUCCCCCGACUCGUCCCUUCCCGGCGCCGUCGCGCUCCUGCCUUUCCGCGCCCUUGCCACUCCGGCUUGCUUCAUCACUGGGAUAGGGUGUGAUCUGUCGCUGCUUACUGCGCCGAAUAUGACUGCUCGGCCGUUCUGGCAAAUGGCCAGCGGGGGAGCAGAGGUGGAUAUUGCGGCUGUCUCGCGGGGACUGAGCAGGGAGGCGAGACAGGCAAAGGAUAUUUUCGAGAGUCUGACAGCACUUGGCGACGGGCGGAUGACAGCGGGCUUGGGGCAUGUGCGUAUUCACGAGCUGGGUAUUGCUGUACAGACCGGCUCCACGCUUGAAGACCGCUUCUUCAUCGGCGCCGAGCUCAUCGAGCUUGCCGAUUUGGCCUCGGACAUAACGGACGAAGUCGUGACGAUCAACGCGAUGAGCGUGAAUGUCUUCUCCUGGCUCUUCUGGGAGUUUUCGAACCUCGUCUCGCUGCUCUCUCUACCCCCCUCCCAAAGGCCCAGCAGCCAUCGCCUCGGAGCACGCCUCGACUCCCUCAUCAACCGGCUCGACCACGAGCUCGACCGCCUGUACUUGUCAGUCGACAGUGCAAUCCCCCUCGCCGCUAGAGGGCGGGACAAAGGCUGGUCGCUGCUACGCCAGCUCAGCGAAGUACACUCGGACCUGAAGGCGGAACACGACCGCUUUCCCGGCUGGCAGCGGGCGCUGGACGUCUCGCGCCGCUUCUUCGCGGGCGGCGACCCGUCCAAGCUCACGCGCAUCAGCCGGGACUUGGACUUGACGCGCGCAACCAUCGGGGGAAUAGACGAGACGAGCAAGAGCCUCGAGCGUGUACGGAUCGACUUGACGGCGUUCCGGACGCAGGUGCGCUCGUUCAAGGGCAGCGUGAUGGGGCUGCAUCUUGGUGCGAGCGAGGAGAUCGGGCUGGGCCCGGAGCAGGAAAUGCAGAUCUUGACGGGGGUAGUGGAAGAGCUUGGGCUUGCUGUUGGGCGGGCGAAGCGGCGGCCGGCGAGCGACGACCGGUUGAUCGAGGCGUAG